Daucus carota subsp. sativus is the source of this 3730-nucleotide messenger RNA. RefSeq names its product kinesin-like protein KIN-7F. Gene Ontology annotation, biological process: microtubule-based movement. NCBI's taxonomy places the organism in Eukaryota, Viridiplantae, Streptophyta, Magnoliopsida, Apiales, Apiaceae. The transcript is spliced from 13 exons. Gene Ontology annotation, molecular function: microtubule binding; microtubule motor activity; ATP binding. The record is from RefSeq and is a predicted model, not a curated record. Bases 486 to 3281 code for a protein of 931 amino acids.
ACACUUUCACUCAACUUUACCAUCUCAUUCAACGGUCUUGUCUGAAAUCCCAACUUUCCCGGUCUUGUCCGGUAAUGAGAAGGGAGUUGUAUUAUUCUUCGCCACGACCUUUUGGUCUAGGCAGAAAACACGGGUAAAAUGGUAAAUAUGCAAACUUCCACUACCAUCAACUACCCAUUCUUCUCCCCCCGGUUUCACUACACAAUUUCCUCUUUCUUACAGCUUCUAGAGAGAGAAUAUACAUAUGAUUAGUAUUUAUUACAUUCUCAAGUUCCGCGUGUUCCUCGUUCUCUUUAGUUUUGCAGAGAAGCUUCUCCUCAAAAUGUUAUUAUCUGUGUUUCUGAAAUACACACAACAAGGUGUAGUAAGAUGGUGCUGCAAGAGUUCGGGUUUGUAUUGACGUAGGUGAUGGAUAAAUCCUUUUCUUACUAGUGCUAGUCGGUUUGAGGGAGAAUAGAGCCUGUAAGAGUCUUGGAGGGUAAGAAAUGGGGGCUGCUGGUGAACAAGAUUCGACGGAUUUAGAAAAGAUGCAAGGGGGCAUAAGUUCCCGUAAGGAGAAGAUUCUUGUUUUAGUGAGGUUUAGGCCAUUGAGUGACGAGGAGAUUGCAAGGAAUGAGGUUUCCGAUUGGGAGUGCAUCAACGAGACCAGUAUAUUGUUCCGCAACAGCCUUCAUGAACGGUCUUCGUCUCCAACUGCCUAUACGUAUGACAGAAUUUUUGGGGGUGACUGUUCGACAAGGCAGGUAUACGAUGCAGGGGCAAAAGAGAUUGCUCUUUCAGUUGUCAGUGGUAUUAACUCAAGUAUUUUUGCAUAUGGGCAAACAAGCAGCGGAAAAACACACACCAUGCUUGGAAUAACAGAGUAUACAGUUUCAGAGAUAUAUGACUACAUACAAAGACAUGAAGAAAGAGUGUUUGUUCUGAAGUUCUCUGCACUGGAGAUAUACAAUGAAGAUGUUAGAGACCUCCUCAGCACAAACAGUAUUCCACUUAGGCUCCUAGAUGACCCAGAGAAAGGGACGGUUGUGGAGAAGCUCACAGAAGAAAUUUUGAGGGAUCAGAAGCAUCUCAAGGAGCUUCUAUCUGUCUGUGAAGCUCGUAGACAGAUGGAAGAGACUUCCCUGAAUGAAACAAGCUCUAGGUCUCAUCAAAUUCUUAAAUUGACGAUUGACAGCUCUGCCUGUGAGUUCGUAGGAAAGGGCAAGUCAGCAACCCUGUCAGCCAGUGUGAAUUUUAUUGAUCUGGCAGGGAGUGAGCGUGCGUCUCAGGCAUUAUCAGUUGGACACAGACUGAAAGAAGGCUGCCAUAUCAAUCGUAGUCUGCUGACUUUGUCAACUGUUAUUCACAAGCUAAGCAAGGGAAGGCGUGGACAUGUAAAUUACAGAGACUCAAAGCUAACGCGAAUUCUACAACCCUGCUUGGGAGGGAAUGCCAGGACCGCCAUCAUCUGUACCUUGAGCCCUGCUCUAAGCAAUGUUGAGCAAUCUAGAAAUACCCUCUUGUUCGCCAAUUGCGCAAAAGAAGUGAGCACAAAUGCUAAGGUUAAUGUUGUAAUGUCAGAUAAAGCCUUAGUCAGACAUUUGCAGAAGGAGUUGGUUCGAUUAGAAGGUGCCUUAAGAACUCCUGCCCCUACUUUCGCCUCUGAUCAUACAGUAUUAUUGAGAAUGAAAGAUCUUCAUAUAGAAAAGUUAGAGAGAGAGAUGAAAGAGCUAGCUGUGCAACGCGAUCUUGCUCAAGCCAAGCUUGAGGACGCGUUAUGUGAGAUUCAAAAUGCCCGUUCUUCUCGCCAAGACAAAAGGAAAAAUGAAGAUCCCCACCAUUCUUCAGAUGAUGAGGAAGACCUAUCUGAUGGUACGUCUUCAUCAAUUUCAAAUAGAAGAAAGUUCCUUAGAUCUGGUCAGUUUCAAGGCCAGGAAGGGUUAGCUCUGGGAUCUGAAGAAGAUCCUAAUUCCAUCUGCAAGGAGGUUUGCUGUAUUGAGAUGGAAGAGUCAAGCAAGGAUGAAACUGCUGAUCAUCUUAUCCUGUCAGCUCGUCAAGACAAUGUACGAGUGUCGGAAUCAGUAAGUGGUUAUGGGGAGUUGGAAGACGAGGAAAUUAUGUCAUCAUCACCCAGCGAAGUUAGUCACCCCCAAAACUCCUAUAAUUACGGGUCACUGAAGUGGAGGGUUCAAAAUGUUCAGAAGACUACUAAUACUCUAGUAGGCGAUUUCCCUGAUGAACCCUCUCCGUGGUCCCUUUCAACAGAUAUGUCUAAUUCUGGAUGCCUGAGGUCACCUAGGAGCUCUAUCUGGAGACCCAAUCUCAUAAAUGGCUCAUCUUCACCAAGCUUAGAGAUGUUACAACCAAAUGAGAAAACCCCACCCAAACAGUCUGCAAAAUUUUUUACUGGAAGACCACACUCAAAAAGAAGGAUUCCCGCACUCAAUUAUAAUGACGACACUGCAAGGCUUGCAAGAAACGGUUACCAAUCUUCUAUUGGGAGUUCCCUACUGGAUGAUCUUGAUGGUCAGAAGAACAAGGGCCCCGGAGAUGAGGGCAUUCCUAGCAUUGACACAUUUGUUGCAGGAAUGAAGGAAAUGGCGGAGAUUCAGUACGAGAACAUUGAGAAUAAUGCUGCUGACAAUCAGGUCAGGGAGACAAAUUUGAAGGUUGAAACAGUUGAGAAUAAUGUCAGAGAUGUCGGUUUGGAUCCAAUGCAGGAAGUGAUCAGAACACUUUCAGACUGGCCUUCAGAAUUUGAGAGGCUGCAGAGAUCGAUACUUGAACUUUGGCAAGCAUGCAAUGUUUCACUGGUUCAUAGGACAUACUUCAUUCUUCUCUUCAGAGGUGAUCCUAUGGAUUCCAUUUACAUGGAAGUAGAGCUGCGAAGACUUUUCUUCAUCAAAGAAGCUUUUUCGAGGGAAGGUCCAGAGGUGGACAAUGGUCUGACUGUCACAUUGGCUUCAAGCAUGAGAGCUCUUCGUCAUGAACAAGAGACUUUGAGCAAGUUAGUGUCUAAAAGGUUCUCAGAAGAACAACGAAAAGUGAUCUACGAGAAGUGGGAUAUCAGUUUGGAUUCGAAAAGGAGGAGGCAGCAGCUAAUCCAACGUCUGUGGAGUGACACCAAGGAUAUGAAGCACAUCAUGGAAAGUGCUGCAAUAAUUGCAAGGCUUGUUAGGUUCUCAGAGCAAGAAAGACCCCCUAAAGAAAUGUUCGGACUUAGCUUCACUCCACCACAAAUGAGCCGGAGAUCUUUUGGAUGGAAACCAAGCAUGAAAUCCAAAAGGCAAGGCGUCAACUAGAAUUAGUCAUUGAUGAAGGUCAAUAAUUUUCCAGUAGUUAGUUGGUAAUUUAGAGGCUUAAUACAGAGCCCAGAGGUAUCGAAAAAAUAUGAAUGCCCCCUUAUUUUAUAAUCAUGCUGCUAGUCCACGAACGCACCAAGAUAAGUAAGCAGAUUUGGGCGUCACUGUUCAUGACUACCCAGAGUUUAAGAAAUAUAGAAGAGGUACUUGUGAAACAUAUUUGGGUCUUAAAACAUUGCAGCAUAUCAGUUUCUUCAUCGUCACAAGUAGUAAAUUACUCCUACGUUUUUAUCCAGGUCCAGUAUUUGAUAAGAGGUCUGCUCCUAUUGAAUUAGAGUCCAUUCUUAAGGCUGAUUUGUUUGAUUAAUGCAAUAUUUGAUUUUCGUCCAAAAAAAAAAAGUAUACAUAUCACUUUCAAUAAAACUAAUUGCUUUCAAUUAUAUUGACAA